CCAGUGGGAUCACUAGCAGCCGGUGGGCGGUGGCGCGAGGAGGGCGGCCGAGGAGCGCGCGCUAACGCACCGGCGGCAGUCGCAGUACCGGCGUCUGGACACUGCUCGUGCAGUACACCCCGGGUACCUCUGCUGAACACCUCCAGCCUCUGGACACUGCUCGUGCAGUCCACCUCGGGUACCUCUGCUGAAGACCCCCAGCCGCCACCAUGGCUUCCAUGGACAUGCUGUCUAUGUCUGUCCCCAACUACACCUACCUGUUCAAGUUCGAGGAGGACUUUGCCGCCGUGGAGCGCCAGCAGUGGAUGCAGCAGAACUGGCACACGUCCUUCUACUACAUCGGCGUCUACAUGGUGCUCAUAUUCGGCGGCCAGCGCUACAUGGCCACUAGGGAGCGGUUCGAACUGCGGAACGUACUGGCGCUGUGGAACUUCUUCCUGGCCGUGUUCAGCAUCGUGGGCGCCAUGCGCACCGUUCCCGAGCUGCUGUUUGUGCUGAAAAACUUUGGCUUCCAUCACUCCUGCUGCAUCGCUGGCCAUAGUUACGUGCCCAACAGCCCCGUGUCUGGCCUCUGGAGCUACCUGUUCACCAUGUCCAAGGUGCCCGAGCUGAUGGACACGGUAUUCAUCGUGCUGAGGAAGCAGCCGCUCAUCUUCCUGCACUGGUACCACCACAUCACCGUCCUCAUCUUCACCUGGUUCAGCUUCUCGGACUUUAUCGUGACCGGCCGCUGGUUCAUCAGCAUGAACUACUCGGUUCACGCCAUGAUGUACAGCUACUACGCCUUCAAGGCGCUCCGCUACCGCGUCCCCAGGUGGAUCUCUGUGGCCAUCACUAGCAGUCAGCUGGCGCAGAUGAUCGUGGGCUGCCUGGUCAACCUGUGGGCCUACCACGUCAAGUCCAACGGCGGCGAGUGCGAGGUCUCCGUGCUCAACAUCAAACUCUCGCUCAUCAUGUACUUCAGCUACUUUGUCCUCUUCGCCCACUUCUUCAACAAGUCCUACCUGACCAAAAAGCCGGCGCGCAGCGCCUCCACCGGCAACAUGAAGAAGAUCGAGUGAUGCAGACGGCCGAUAGGUGUCGCCCCGGCAGACGGCCGAGGUUUAGGAAAAUAUUCAGCCAUGGCGGCGUGGAGGUAUCCGCUGCCGGAGCUCAGCUGUGUUCUGCUGGGAGCACCUUCCCGGUGUUCUCCGCGCCGCAGUUAGCACCUUCCCGGGGUUCUCCGCGCCGCAGGUAGCACCUGCGGGGGUUUCCCGAGUAUCCUGCUACGGAUGUUGUUCUCGCAGCCUCCGUUUUCACGUUUGCUCAAUGGUUUCGUUUUAUGUCUGCGAUAUUUUAUUGGUUGGCCUGCAUUGGCGAUUGUUUGCGAAGUUGUUUGUUCAAUGUUCAAUGGCAGGCCUUCUGUUCAUUUUCCAUAAUAGGUACACUCAUUGUAAGCACAUGUACCCAAUGUGCUUACAAUGCAAUAUCUAAAAACAUUCUUCCGGGAUCACACAGAGCAUUCCACUACGUUUUGUUGUAACUAUUUAUAUUCCACUUGCUGGCAUCUACUCACUUUUCCUGGUAAACAUUCUCCAGUAGCUUUUACCAUGGUCCUAGCAUAGCCUAGUGGUUGGUCAUUCGACCUUGAGGGUUUCCUCGGUAGCUAAAGAUAGGGAGGGUAAGGUACAGCUGCGCAACAGUUUGUCUGAGCAAGGCUCCUAGCUAGCUGGUCAGCCAGACGAAGUUGCCAGUACCCUGUUGGUGCGCUGGACUUCUUCUCCGGCAGACGCUUGUCGCUGUCCCCUGGGUUCGUCCAGUACAUCAUGGGGCAACUCUACUUCGAGCCCGCCCGGCUGCGUCCUCAGAGCCAGACCUCGGCAGUCCUUACAGUCCUGAGACUACCACCAUUUAGACGCUGCCACCGAGUGACUGUGGUCCGUCUGAGCUGCUCUCCGGGUGGUACGGAAGUGCGGCAGUCUCCGCCGGCAGCAGGUGUUUUAGCUUGAGAUACUUGCACUGCAACCUUUCCUUCGUCAUAAUACUCCUCCCACCCGUCCCUCCUCUUCUCCAGGAAUGUCAACUCCUGAGCCUCUAACCUCUCUCCAGACAGCCAAAAGCUCAUCUCCAGGCAUCCAGGAACACCUCCCCAGGCGUCCAGGAGCUCUUCUCGAGUCAUGACAGCAGACUGCUCUUCACGUCUUAUCCGGCACGCUCCUGUUGACACAUUCCACUAGCCUUCGGAAUAUUCUGACAGAUUUCCAACCCAUAGAUCCUUGGUGCACUAGGAACUCCCCGCACAAGCUUUGUGAUCAUGUCGCUAGCCCGUAAGUAGACUUCAGUGGGCCCCAGGGACAUGUAUAGGGAGCGACCAGAGCCAACUCCAGAAGAGUCAAGCGUGCGACUGUCUGGUAUGGUCUGGUAGGUGAUACAGGGUCCUCUGGUCAGUUGUUUCGGAGGGGAUCCAAGGGACAGUAGGAGGAUGGCAGUCAGAGGAGGCACCUCAGAAGUAUGGGCGGUGUAGAGACGGUUGGUUUGUCUGGGUAAUCUUAUCGAUUACAAAUUUGAGAGAGAGAGAGAGAGAGAGAGAGAGAGAGAGAGAGAGAGAGAGAGAGAGAGAGAGAGAGAGAGAGAGAGAGAGAGAGAGAGCCGAAGACGCCAGGCAGGCGCUCCUUUGAACGGACUAACGUAGCGCGGUAUCACUCUAACGGGAGCCAUUUGGCCUCAGUGUGUGUGACUUGGUAUGCUUCGUCUGGCCCUUGUCGCAUGUUCUAUUGUUCACGAUUUAUGCCGCCGGGCAUCGUCCAAGGAGGCUGAAUUGCUAGAUAUCGUAGCCUGCUACUCAGGCGUUUCUUAGAAUCAUGGAUGAUGCGUGGUUAUUGGUUUUACCAGGAGGCUUGCAAACAUGCUAUGCUUGAUCUUGACUAGUGAUGACAUUCUAAGCUCGAUAUUCUAAGCGUUGGGUUAGUUCAUCGUAACAACCAUCGCAAUCCAUUCCAGAAAACUAUGUUGUCUAAUUCCCAUGAUCCCAUGAUCAGUCCAGUUACCAGAGUCCCAGUGCAUAGUGUUUGGUCCACGCACAUGCUUCAGCCCGCUGAGAUCUAUGGUCCUGGCGGUGUUGUGUUCAAAAUUCUUCAGUCAGUGUGUAAGUUGUCCGUGACCGAUAAGAAGGCUCGCUGCAUGAUACACCUGUUUGAGCGAUUGUCCAGAUUGUGUGAUUGAAGUGUUUCUCGACACGAUGACUCUGUCCAGUCUCGGUCGGCCGUUGUGAGCCUAACCCCGUGUACACUGUGUAUUAUAUUUGAGGUUGCGCUGUGUAAGCGGGAGUGUCUCGCGCUGAGAUUCUGGCAGAAAGCUGCGACGAGUGGGCAUCCGGUCACCUGUGAAAUGGCGCUGGCGCCGUGUGGCCGGAAUGGGCUCCGGAAUGGGUGGAAUGGGUGCUGGUCACGGCCUGAACUAGUCGGGAUUGUGCGUGGAGUGGAUGUGAGUGACGCCAUUGUGUUCUGAUGUGGUUUAGGAGUGUACAGUCUCGUGUGAUGAUAACCCUCAGUGCGCCAGGGCUAGCAGAGAGCGUAAGGUUGUGAAAUAGGGCCCACCGCGGUCCCAACAAUGCCAUCAGACUUGUCUGUGAAAACCAAGCGCAAACUUUGUGUGUGAAUGUCUGCGCCGUGUCAGCGCAAUGCGCCGCCCCGCUGACCCGGACGAGUGUCCGCUGAGCCAGUGCCCGCCUCAGUUCUGUUCUAUCGCUCCCGUGCGCGGUGAUCACGGUGUUGUUUGGCCCACGCCACACAUCCGUGGUCGCCAUCGCGCCGCACGCAUGGUGUACCGCAAGGAAGCAUUUUCGCCCCGCUGUUAUUUGUUACGUUGGAAACUUUUUGGAAUUGAUGCGUUGUUUUUUUAUCAUUCCCGGAGCCGAAAAUGUGUCCGAAGCUGCAGCUCCAUGCUCGUGUUGUCAGUGGCAGCGCUGACGGAGUCACCAGAGCAGACUGAGCGCGACCAUAGCUAGACGGGACAAUUCCUGAGGGGCCGGCCGCGGCGCUGAGUGUGUGUGAGCGUGCCGAUGGUGUGUCGGUGCGACAGCUCUGUUUUGUUUUCCCGUUUGUCCAAUUCGGCUGCAGUGUUACCUAAUAUACGAACAUUCAGUUGA
Amphibalanus amphitrite is the source of this 4126-nucleotide messenger RNA. RefSeq names its product elongation of very long chain fatty acids protein 6-like. The transcript has 4 exons. NCBI's taxonomy places the organism in Eukaryota, Metazoa, Arthropoda, Thecostraca, Balanomorpha, Balanidae. Gene Ontology annotation, molecular function: fatty acid elongase activity. Gene Ontology annotation, biological process: very long-chain fatty acid biosynthetic process; fatty acid elongation, polyunsaturated fatty acid; fatty acid elongation, monounsaturated fatty acid. The record is from RefSeq and is a predicted model, not a curated record. Gene Ontology annotation, cellular component: endoplasmic reticulum membrane. Bases 210 to 1061 code for a protein of 283 amino acids.